Messenger RNA from Myripristis murdjan (pinecone soldierfish), 1243 nucleotides. It is a transcript of the gene hmgxb4b, whose product is annotated as HMG box domain containing 4b. Lineage: Eukaryota; Metazoa; Chordata; Actinopteri; Holocentriformes; Holocentridae. The transcript has 8 exons. The record is from RefSeq and is a predicted model, not a curated record. The coding region runs from base 38 to 940 and encodes 300 amino acids.
UCCUCAACAACUGCAGACAUUCCCUGCAGAAGAGCAGAUGGAUGGGGAGGUGGGCCUUGUGACCGGACGUGUCCAGAGAGAGAGAAAAAGAUCCUACAAAGACUUUCUGGUUGAUGUGGAGGACCUGGAGGAGUCAGAUGAUGAAGACUACAGUACCAAAAAACUGUACAAGGAACCAAAGGGCUUGCACAAGAAGAAAAGGCAACACUCUGAUAAUAGCGGAGUUGGGUCUGGACCCUAUGGUGUAACGUCUCCUGGCUUCCUGCCUGUCUAUCCAGUCUAUGUAACACAAGGCCAAUGGAGACAGACGGCACUAGAAGAGAAUGGUACCCAAGACAAUUUGCUGCAUUCGGGUUGUACAGCAGAGGGCAGCAUUGAUCAGGUAAAUCAUAGUCCCAUUGUGGAGUACUGGGUCCAUCUAAAUGACCAGCAGGAUACAGCGGACUGUCCCCUGACCGACCUCAUCCCCUCCGCUGCAAGUCCAGUAACCUGCAGACCUCACCCAUUCAUAUCCACUCCUAAUUCAGUGACUGAUAUUGCCAGUACAGUGAGUUUCAUAAGUAGUCCAGUGAUAUCUACUUCUAGCUCCAUGGCUGACAUGGCUAGUCCCACCAGCUCUGUGUGUAGUCCCCCAAGUUCAGCCUCAGACACCCCGAGAUCUACAUCCAGGGGUCCCAGUUGCUCUGACUUGGAUCCCAUCAACGCUGCUGCUCACCUUCACCUCCUGGGAGAAUCUUUGUCUCUCAUUGGACAGCAGCUUCAGGAGACAAAUAAGAUGGCAUGUGUGUCUGGUAGCCUGUCUCUGCUCUUGGACUCUCUGCUGUGUGCCCUGGCUCCUCUAGUCUGCCUCACCUCACAGAUACAAGAGCUGAGGCUCUGCACACAGCACACACUGGCUGACACUCUGGAGAAUAUUGCCUAUGUGAUGCCUGGGCUGUGAUGACGAAGACCCUGUCUGCACACAGCAAGUUAUAAAAUCCUCAAAGACACUUAAGAUUAGAUUAGUCUUUUGGAAAAGAGGCAUUUUGUUCCAAAAAGAGAAUGACUGAAGCUAGUCGUCAGAUUUUUUUUGUUUGCUUUUUUUGCACUAUGUACUCCACCUGGUGAUAGGUAUGUUGAUAUAAAUGUGCUAAUAAUGCAUACAUGUAAGAUAAAGAGUUCACAUCUUUGUAUUGGUUGUUGUAUCAGUAGAAAUACUUUAUUGGUUAUAUGCACACCACAUUAUUAAACUUUGUUGGACUCA